Andrographis paniculata is the source of this 1980-nucleotide messenger RNA. RefSeq lists its product as uncharacterized. Lineage: Eukaryota; Viridiplantae; Streptophyta; Magnoliopsida; Lamiales; Acanthaceae. Bases 145 to 1875 code for a protein of 576 amino acids. The transcript has 5 exons. The record is from RefSeq and is a predicted model, not a curated record.
UGGUUGGAUUCUAAUUACACCUUCUCUCUCUCUACAUCUCUCUCUCUUGAUUUGAUUUUGCUUCCUUAAUUGUGAAUUAAUCAUCAUCAUUUAUUAUUUCCAUUUUCGAUCAACUGUUCUUUCAAUUUCUCUCCCAAAGUUUUUAUGGCAUUCGAUACUUUGCUCUUUAGUUUCUGUCGCACUGUUUCUGCCUAUCUUUUUCUACCCUUUUUCAGAUUCUUCUUCUCCAUUUCCAGGGUGAGAAGAAAUGUCGAUUGGGAAUCAGUUCCUCCAGAAGCUUCUAAUAAAUCAGAAAUUACAGAAUUAUUGACAAGGAAAUUUAAGUUUCCGACAUUCGAAGAAUUCAGGAGAAUCCAGCCUGGAAGAACUGUCAAUAAUUCCCUUGAUGAAGAAUUUCUGCUAAAAACAAUUUCUGCUUCCAGGGCCGCCAUUGAUGAACCUGCAAAAAAUGGAAGAAAACCCCUAUCUAAAAUGGCCGAUGAGGAAUUUCCAGGAAUCCAGGCCUGUCCCGACGAGCCAUCCAUGUCAUCUUCAGACAAGAACAUCGAAUCCAGGGAUUGGAAAUCGAAGAAAUCUUUACCAGGCUUCGAGGAAAACGAGGAAGAUUCCAACGGCUAUAAAACAGGGAAAUCAUCCAUGGAAGAAACGACGACAGAAUUGGAGACAUUGUGGGAGCAUCAAGAACUGAUCGAACAGUUGAAAAUGGAGCUUAGGAAAGUCAGAGCCACAGGGCUUCCGACAAUUCUCGAAGAAUCCGAUUCGUCGCCGAGGGCAAUAACCGGCGUGGCAUUGAAGCCGUGGAAAAUCGAGGAUGAAAGCUUUAAGUACGAGGAUUGCGUUGACGAGGUCGAAAAGUUCUACAAAGCUUACAUCGAGACGAUGCGUAAAUUCGACAUCCUCAACUACCAAAAGAUGUACGCCAUCGGUUUUCUUCAACUCAAAGAUCCUUUUCGACCCUCGGUUCAACAAAAAGGGUCGCCCUCGACGCUCAAAUCCUUCGUAUCUAAGAAUCUUUGGAUUUUUAAGCACAAGCAACAGGGGCAUAACCCCGACCCCGCGGGGGCAUUUGUCGGGGAAUUGCAAGAAGACCUCGAGGUCGUGUAUGUCGGGCAAGUGUGUCUAUCGUGGGAAUUCUUGCGAUGGCAAUACAUGAAGGUCGUAGACUUAUGGAAUGUCGAUCCCCACGGGAUUCGACAAUACAAUGAGGUUGCUGGCGAGCUUCAGCGGUUUCAAGUGCUCGUGCAACGGUUCGUGGAAGACGAACCGUUCCAAGGGCCGCGGGUUCAAAGUUAUGUUAAAAGUCGAUGUGUGCUUCGCAACCUUCUUCAAGUUCCCGCCAUAAGAGAAGACAAUCCAAAGGACAAGAACAUGGACAAUACAAGUGUUCAUACCAACAACCGCGACGAGUACUUCGUCACGACCGAAAUGCUUGUGGAGAUCGUAGAGGAGUCGAUUCGGACGCUAUGGGUAUUUGUCCGAACCGACAAAGAUUGCAACACUCUACCAACCAAUGGCCGCAAGAAAAAAACCACGGCGAAACUCCACAAUCCUCAGGACCACAAAUUACUAUCCGAAGUUGAGAAAAAUCUUCGAAAGAAAGAAAGAAAGUUGAAGGACAUUGUGAGGAGUGAGAAGUGCAUUUUGAGAAGAUUACAAUAUUCAGACAUUAGAGAGGAUGGAGGUGGUCGUGAUUCCAACCAAGUUCUUAAUUUGUUCUUUGCAGAGGUAGAAAUGAAGUUAGUUUGUAGGGUUUUGAACAUGUCGAAAAUAUCGAGAGAUCAGCUCAUUUGGUGCCGGAAUAAACUUAGAGCGAUCACCUUUGUGAGUCGGAAAAUAUACAUAGAACCGGGGUUUCUGUUGUUCCCGCAACCUUAGUAUGGUAUGGUUUAAAUAUUUGUAAUAAAUGAUCGGUGUCAUAUUAAUUGUUAGAGAAUAUGAUCGACUAUGUUAUAUGAUCGUAAAUUGACUAUAAAUAUCAAU